GGAGUGUCAAAAUUGACAACUUAACCUCUAAACAAUCGUGAGUUGUGUAUUUUUCGGUUUUUGAUCCAAAAGACCUUAGGUUUCAGUUUCAGCUACCUAAAAAUCUUCUUAAAUAGACCAAAAUGGCCCGCAGAUAUGAUACUAGAACUACAAUUUUCUCGCCCGAAGGAAGGCUAUACCAAGUGGAGUAUGCAAUGGAAGCAAUCUCCCUUGCUGGAACCUGUUUAGGAAUUUUGGCCAACGACGGAAUCUUGUUAGCGGCAGAAAGAAGAAAUACCAACAAACUGCUUGAUGAAGUUUUCACUUCUGAGAAAAUUUAUAAAUUAAACGAUGACAUGGUUUGCAGUGUGGCAGGCAUCACUUCUGAUGCCAAUGUCCUUACUAAUGAAUUGCGCCUACUGGGCCAAAGAUACCUUUUCCAAUAUGGUGAGUCAAUCCCAUGUGAACAACUUGUAUCUUGGCUCUGUGACGUAAAACAGGCUUACACUCAAUAUGGCGGCAAAAGACCUUUUGGAGUCUCAAUUUUGUACAUGGGCUGGGACAAACACUAUGGUUAUCAACUCUAUCAAUCUGAUCCUAGUGGGAACUACAGUGGAUGGAAGGCUACUUGUAUAGGAAAUUACAGUUCAGCAGCUAUUUCCAGUUUGAAACAAGAAUACAAGGAAGGUGAAAUGAGCUUGCAGGAUGCUAAAGCUUUGGCUGUAAAGGUUUUAAGUAAAACUUUGGAUGUAACCAAGCUCACUUCAGAAAAAGUUGAAAUGGCCACACUGACAAGACAAAAUAACAAAACUGUCAUUAAUAUCCUGACAGCAAAGGAAGUGGAGGAACUGAUUGCUGAAUUUGAGAAAAUUGAAGUGUCUAAGAGGGAACAACAGCAACAGAAGGUGGCUGCCUAAUUUUUAUUUAUUUUUAAUGCUAAUUUAAUUAUGCUUAAGAGACUUGUAAUUUGAAUGGUAAUUAAAGGUUUUUCUUACUCA
This is a messenger RNA of Anthonomus grandis grandis, 977 nucleotides long. RefSeq names its product proteasome subunit alpha type-4 (gene Prosalpha3). Bases 123 to 896 code for a protein of 257 amino acids. Gene Ontology annotation, biological process: ubiquitin-dependent protein catabolic process. The record is from RefSeq and is a predicted model, not a curated record. The transcript has 6 exons. Lineage: Eukaryota; Metazoa; Arthropoda; Insecta; Coleoptera; Curculionidae. Gene Ontology annotation, cellular component: proteasome core complex; cytosol; proteasome core complex, alpha-subunit complex.